AUGGGAGCUGAGAAGAAAUGGCUAUUCACUCUCUUCUCCGUAGUAUUCCUCUCAGUCUUCCUCCUCUUACUCUACUCAAUCUCCGCCUUCACCUCAAAGCCUUUCCCUUCCGCAAUCCGCCACGGUGCUCAUUACCCGCCGGCUUUCGCCUACUACAUAACCGGAGGACGCGGAGACAAUAACCGGAUCUUCCGGUUAUUGCUAGCGGUUUACCAUCCUAGAAACCGGUACCUUCUCCAUCUGGGCGCUGACGCUACCGACGCCGAGCGGCUCUCUCUUCUCUCCGACUUGAAAUCUGUUCCCGCCGUGAACGCUUUCGGCAAUGUCGAUGUGUUGGGCAAAGUCGAUCGUCUCUCUGACAACGGCGCUUCUAAGAUCGCCGCUACUCUCCACGCCGUCUCGAUCUUGCUCAAGCUUGAUCGGACUUGGAAUUGGUUCGUUGAGCUUAGCGCCUUGGAUUAUCCCCUCAUUACUCAAGACGAUCUGUCUCAUGUGUUUGCCUCGGUGAACAAAAGCGUCAAUUUCAUUGAUCACACUAGUGACCUUGCUUGGAAAGAAUCUCAGAGAAUCAAGCCUAUAGUUGUUGAUCCAGCGCUUUACUUAGCAAGAAGAACACAGCUCUUUACCGCUACUGAGAAACGACCAACACCAGAUGCUUUCAAAGUCUUUACAGGCUCUCCAUGGACUGUACUAAGCAGAUCUUUUCUUGAGUAUUGCAUUUUCGGUUGGGACAAUUUACCGAGAAUCCUCCUCAUGUAUUUCAACAACGUGAUCUUAUCGGAAGAAUGCUACUUCCACACGGUGAUAUGCAACGCGCCAGAGUUCACCAACACGACGGUGAACGGCGAUUUGCGUUACAUGAUAUGGGACAGUCCGCCGAAGAUGGAGCCGCAUUUCUUAACCGUCGCGGAUUUCGACCAGAUGGCGCAGAGCGGGGCGGCGUUCGCGCGGCAGUUCAAGAGAGACGACCCGGUUUUGGACAUGGUCGACAGGGAGAUACUGAAGCGCGGGCGGUUCCGAGUCACUCCUGGAGCUUGGUGCUCGAGCCACGGUAGCUGGUGGACGGAUCCUUGCUCGGAGUGGGACGAUGUCAACGUGGUGAAAGCUGGUCCUCAGGCUAAAAAGCUUGACGAGACGAUAACGAAUUUUCUUGAUGAUUUGAAUUCACAAACGAAUCAAUGCAAGUGA
Microthlaspi erraticum is the source of this 1188-nucleotide messenger RNA. The record is from the annotation of a GenBank genome assembly. Lineage: Eukaryota; Viridiplantae; Streptophyta; Magnoliopsida; Brassicales; Brassicaceae.